Carcharodon carcharias (great white shark) is the source of this 2977-nucleotide messenger RNA. Its product is annotated as coiled-coil domain-containing protein 68-like. The record is from RefSeq and is a predicted model, not a curated record. Gene Ontology annotation, biological process: intracellular signal transduction. The coding region runs from base 255 to 1286 and encodes 343 amino acids. Gene Ontology annotation, cellular component: intracellular anatomical structure. The transcript is spliced from 11 exons. NCBI's taxonomy places the organism in Eukaryota, Metazoa, Chordata, Chondrichthyes, Lamniformes, Lamnidae.
ACAAAAAUACAGCUUAGAGUUUCAUGGACAAUUAACAGUCUGUGCAGUCUGGACAGGAACUAAUGGGUCUCUACAAAUCGUCAACUGAAAGAUACUUCAACUAACUUGUUGGGUAAAUAUGACAACGCCACUUGAUUUGGAUAAUCUGCCUUCAAACCUUUUAUGUCGGUAGCACCUCAUUUGCCAGGUGCUGAAUAUCCGAUUUUCAAAGCUUUUAUUCCAUCUUUGAAAGGUUACAUCUUUAUUGCACUACAAUGUACUGCACCGAGCAUAGAGUGUUGGAAAACAACAACCAUGAACCAGGGGAAAAGAAACUGUAUUAUGUUUCUGCCAUGACUCAAAUAAAAGAAGAGACAGAAUACAUAAAAAAGAUGCGAAUUACAUUGCAGAAAAUGCGACAACAACUGUUUGAGGAUAAGGAUGGAGUGACUGAUGGCCAACAAACUCAAGAGAUGAAGAGGCCAAUGGAAUCACCUGAAGUUAAUGAAUCUGAGCCAUGUAUGGCCGAGCUCUGUUCCAAGUAUCGCCGGAUCAUGAGUCAGAUCAAAGUAAAGGAUGCCCAGCUUCGUGCUAUUCAAUGGGAAAACAAGGAACUAUUAACAAAGCUAGAGGCCACUCGAGAAGCAGGAGCUGCAGCGAUUCGGAAUGCCUCACAAAAACUCUUUGAACAUUAUCAAAAGCAGAUGGAUGAACUAAGACAACAGCAUGAAGAAGAGAAGCACAAACUACAGGCUUUUGCUGAGGAUCAGGAGGAGAAUUUGGAGAGAAGUGUGGAAAAUUACAACAACCUAGUGUUGAAACUUCAGCAGAAACAGAACAGAGCUAUGGAACUGGAAAAGCUAAUAGAAAGGAUGGAAAAGGAGAAGAAAGAGUUGAUAGAAAGGAAACAGUCUGUGGAAAAAGAGAUGGAAUGGAAGAAGUCUUCAUCUAUGGAUGUUCCAGACAACAUAAUGAGGUUUCAGGAUCUUCAGCUGGAGAUUUCCAUACUACAGGAAAAGAUCCUUCACCUGGACAAUGUUGUCACCCAACAACAUCGAAACCUAUACAGUGUAAUAAACACGAUUGAAAACUUAAAAAUGGAUCUGGCGAAACAGGAUCAAAUUAUACUCUCACUGAGGGAACAAGUUGGCCUACUUGAAGCAGAGAACAGAGAACUGAAAUAUAAAGCAGAAGUUUACUCUGACAAGCAAAGCAAGAAGCCUUCACCAGUAUCCUGCGCCAGUUAUGAAUCUGCUCGAAACAAAACUCCAUACCAACUGCUGAUGAAGUGGAAAAAAAGUUUCUGACCUCGGAUCAGAAAGCUCUGUACAGCAGAGCUUUUACCACAGAAGAGUGCUAAAGAAGGAAGCAUAAUGUCUCUGCACAUGAAACCUGCCUACCCGCUGCCCUGGGACCAACCAAGCUAGAAAUCACCAGAGGAUAAAGAGUAAAAUUAAAUAUGUCUGAAACUAGACACAACCAGAAAGGCUUCAUACUUUCUGAGUCUUCAUUGGUCUUUAAAAUACAUUUCGUGUUAAGAAAUUAAGUGCUGUAGAUGAAAAAUGAGGGAAACAUUUAGGAAAUUAAACAAAAGUGUUCUAUGAGGUACAGUUCAGAGGAUUUAGGAUAAUACAAUAUUUAUAUAAUAUUUAUACAAGUGUGGUUCUGAAAACAAGAUUUCUGUGUACUGGAUCAACUGAAAUGUCUAAGCACAUUAUAUAAUUUAUUGCUUUACAAAAUACAGCAUCAUAAAGUGCCAGCAGCUCACAAUUUUAAACAGCGCUGAAUGGCCAUUUUAAUUUUUCAUUGCGGGAACAUGGGCAGAAUUAAACAUGUACAGGGUAAUUUGCUUGUCUCAAAUAAAACUUUUGUUUCUAUUCUGAUAGACCACGCUUGUAAAUGCUGGCUUUGGCAUGCAGUGUGGUUCUAUGUGAUCAUAGGCUUUGAGUAUUGGUAAUGGGGUAGUGGGAGAUGCCUCACUCUUACCAUCAACCAGCUGUCUGCAAACACACACAACAGAUUUUUCAGCAAGAUAAGGGCACUGGGGUCAACUGAGGCACCAUCACUUUCCCUGAUUGAAUCAGCUAACAUAUCCACUCUAACUGAGAUCAAUUAAUGCAGUACCUCCCCCACUGUCAGACCAGGAAUUUAACUGAGGAUCUUCCUGAGUUCUAACUGGGUCAUACUAAGCAGUGAAUUUACCUGCUGAACCACCAGGGGCCCACAUCUUUUCAUUUACCAGAUUUCCUUCAGGGCAUCUCAUAUUUAAUUUCUAUUGGUUGUGAUAUAUUUAUAUUUUCAAAAAUGCAUGCAGUAUUAUUUAAAGACACAAAAACACACAAAACAACUUGGUAUUUUAUGUAAUUACACCAAAAAAUGAAGAUAAGCUUGUUUAAACUCUACUGAUCCCCAGACCAAUAAAAAGCAAGGGUUAAUACAACAACCAAACAGCCAAUACAGAACAUAUUUCGUUGGUGGAAUUUUAUGGACCCUCCGGCCGGCGGGAUCUUCCUGUCCCGCUGAAGUCAAUGGAGUUUUGAACAUCUCGUCACAUUUUCCUGCCCUGCCCCGGCCAUGUUGAGGCCAUAAAAUCCUGCCCUUGGGGUUUUUUUUGGACAAAUUUCUUGACUUAGCAAAAUUAUUACCUAUGACAAGAGUUCAAAUAUCAGGAGGCACAAGAUAAACAUGGAAAUAAAGUCACAUGAUUGAUUUUCACCCAAAGGAUAACAUCUGCGUGGAACAGGAUGCCAGGAUAGGCUGCUGACAGGGGCAGUAUAUAAAGAAAUUUAAUUCACCCAAUGUAUUGGGGUAGUGGCAUUAAUUGAACAAAGUUUGAAUGAACAAACCCCUCAUGUAAUUGAAUUAUGUUCCGCGAGAAGAACCAGAUUGUAGGCCUAAUAACCCAGUCGUGGUGUCAUACCCAUCAUUGUUCAGUUUGUCACCAACAUUGCUGUAAUUUGAAUUAAUCCCUAAUAAAGAUGAAAGACUUGUUGGAUGA